GGUGUGUAUUACUACACAAAAAACAGUAACACUAUUUACGAGUAAUAUUUAUAAAUACAAACACCGAUCGCAUUGAGAAAUAACAGUAAAAAUCAAAUUUAAUUACAAUUUAAUUGAAUAACAAUAAUGUGAUUACAAUACCACUCAUACGCUAACCAUCCGUUUAAUUACAACCAAAAAAAGUUAAUUAAAAGUCUCUGAAAACCAAGUGAUUGCUCACCACAGCGGCGGCCACCACCACAUCGCCAUCACCUUCAAUGGCAAACAUUUUGAAUCUGAUCCGCAAUCCGGCGCUGAUCUCCAAGACGUUACCGCCGCUACUGUCGGCGCCCAAGAGUCACGUGCUUAGCACGUGCUGUACCGCCGACUAUACGACAACACCCGCAACAGUGAUUGGCCCGCAAUCGGAGGGUCGAUCACCACCACUGCUAUCGCUGAACGGACACCACCACCACCAGCAUCAGCACCGGUACCCCCACUCACUACUACAAGUGAAUGGCGUCGAGCACCGGUACGUCCAGCGUCGAGGUAUGGCCAAGAAGUGGUUCCCUGACAAGGAGUACUUCAAGGAGUUCGAGGGCGAGACGAUCGCCUACUCGGACGACAAGUGUCUGGUGCCGGACGACAGCGCCCGGUGGGAGGGCUGGGAGUCGGAGAUACAGCACCGGCGGCCCAUUGAGCGCCACGUGCGCAACAUUGUCCUCAACUUCGGGCCCCAACACCCGGCCGCUCACGGCGUGCUCCGACUGGUGCUGGAGCUGAAGGGGGAACUGGUGCUGCGGGCCGACCCCCAUAUAGGGCUCCUGCACAGGGCGACCGAGAAGCUCAUGGAGUAUAAGACGUACACACAGGCGCUCCCGUACAUGGAUAGGUUGGACUACGUGUCCAUGAUGUGCAACGAACAGUGCUAUUCGCUGGCCAUUGAGAAUAUGCUGGGCCUACAGGUGCCCAUACGGGCGCAGUAUAUCAGGGUAAUGUUUGCGGAGAUCACGCGUAUACUGAACCACUUGAUGGGCAUCGGGACCCACGCCCUGGACAUCGGGGCACUCACGCCCUUCUUCUGGCUCUUCGAGGAGAGAGAAAAACUCAUGGAGUUCUACGAGCGGGUGUCGGGCGCCCGUAUGCACGCCGCGUACGUACGCCCGGGCGGCGUCUCCCAGGACCUGCCCAUUGGCAUAAUGGACGACAUAUGGCGGUGGGCCGACCAGUUCCCCGAACGGGUGGACGAAGUGGAGGACCUGUUGACGGAUAACCGGAUAUGGAAGGCCCGGACGGUGGACGUGGGCGUCAUCAGCGCCGAGGAUGCCCUCAAUUGGGGGAUGAGUGGCGUUAUGCUGAGAGGGUCCGGCAUUAAAUGGGAUUUACGUAAAACACAGCCGUACGACCGGUACGAGGACUUCGACUUCGACGUACCCAUCGGUCUCAAAGGGGACUGUUAUGAUAGAUACUUGUGCCGAAUCGAGGAAAUGCGACAGUCGAUACGCAUAAUACUCCAGUGCCUGAACCGUAUGCCGGCCGGUGAGGUGCGCGCCGACGACAACAAAGUGGUGCCGCCGUCGCGCCGGGAGAUGAAGUCCUCGAUGGAGGCGCUCAUCCAUCACUUCAAGCUCUUCACGGAGGGCUACAGCGUGCCGGCGGGCGCCACCUAUACGGCGGUGGAGGCGCCCAAAGGCGAGUUCGGCCUCUAUAUGGUGAGCGACGGGAGUUCCCGGCCCUACCGGUGCAAGAUUAAGGCGCCGGGCUUUGCGCACCUGUCGGCGCUCGACUACAUGGGCAGGGGUUUGCUGUUGGCCGACAUCGUCGCCAUUAUAGGUACGAUGGAUAUCGUGUUCGGCGAAGUGGACCGUUAG
This is a messenger RNA of Oppiella nova, 1850 nucleotides long. NCBI's taxonomy places the organism in Eukaryota, Metazoa, Arthropoda, Arachnida, Sarcoptiformes, Oppiidae. The record is from the annotation of a GenBank genome assembly.